AUGCAGAUGGCCACAAUCAAGUGGGAGAGGAAUAUCCGUGGUGGCUGGCCAGCUGAACAUUACGAGAAGCUGCUGGAAAUUCAAUCCAAGAUGUUGUCUGACCUGAUUCAACUGGCUGGUGCCCUCUCAGUGCUCUCGCCAAAAUGGAGGCACCGGUUGUUACACAAGACAUCGUUUUUGAACCCGAAUCUUAUAUCUGACGUUAUGGCUAUUUUCGGUAUAAUAUCCAUGUCGCUGGAAACUGGCCAUCCAGUCCAUGAUGUAUUGCCGUCUAACUUGCUGGAUCGCUCGGUAUACCACGACGACCAGACUCGCAGGCUUGGUGAAAGAUUCAAGCAUUUCGACCGGAUCGAUGGAGAAGACGCUGCCGAAUCUGCACCGGUUACCAAUGAACCUUUGACCGGUCAAAAGCUCAUGUCAAUGGAGUACUCGACUUUUGCCACGGGAGUGUCAGCCGCCUUUCAUUUGCUCCAUGCAUUGGACCAGAUUCAUCUCAUCACAAAAGAGCUGUGUGGGGUUAUCCCUCUAGAGGGUUAUAGUCGCUGGAAGGAAGAGUACGAAUUGAAACACCUGGGUCGUUCGGUCUAA
Molecule: messenger RNA, 588 nt
Organism: Rhizoctonia solani
Lineage: Eukaryota; Fungi; Basidiomycota; Agaricomycetes; Cantharellales; Ceratobasidiaceae
Exons: 5
Coding region: 1-588 (195 amino acids)
Source: RefSeq, a predicted model, not a curated record